GACUGGUGCCCUGAAGGGUCCUGAACACCACUCUCACAUACACACGUGUGUUGUGCGCCGUUGACAUGGCGGACCUACAGAUGAAACUUCUCCGCAAGAAAAUUCAGAAAAGAAAUGAUAAGAACAAAGAGCGAAAAUUACUUCGGACGCAGAAAGAAGAAGAAGAAGAAGUAGAGACAGUAAACUCCAACGGACUGGAAGACAACAGCUGUGAGAAACCAGAAAGUGCUUCCAAGAAAAACCAGAAGAAACAGAUAGUGGUGCCACUGGAUGGGACCACAGCAGAGGAGACUCCUCCUCUGAAGAAGAAGACGACAAAGAAGAAACGGAAGCUGGCUGACACUGCGGAAUCACCAGUUGAGAAGAAGACCAAAACAGUGAAAGAAGCUGGCGAAGAAGAAGAAGCUGAGGAGGAGGAAGGAGACGCUUUAGCCGAUGGGGAAAAGAAAAAUGAUGAACCAGAGGAGGGAGAAGAUGACGAAGAGGAGGGAGAUGAUGGCGAUGAUGAUGAAGAGGAAGAACAGCCUGAAUUACCAUCUGGUUUAACAGGAGCAUUUGAGGACACAUCCUUCACCUCUCUCGUUGACCUGGUGAGCGAGAGCACGCUGAAAGCGGUGAAGGAGAUGGGCUUUGAGCACAUGACGGAGAUCCAGCACAAAAGUAUCCGCCCCCUGCUGGAGGGGAGGGAUGUUCUGGCUGCUGCUAAGACAGGUAGUGGUAAAACCUUGGCCUUCCUCAUCCCGUCUAUAGAGCUCAUCUACAAACUCAAGUUCAUGCCCAGGAACGGCACCGGCGUCGUGAUUCUUUCCCCCACACGCGAGUUGGCAAUGCAGACGUACGGCGUGAUGAAGGAGCUGAUGGCGCACCACGUGCACACCUUUGGCCUGAUCAUGGGCGGCAGCAAUCGAUCAGCUGAGGCCCAGAAACUGGCCAACGGGGUCAACAUCCUGGUGGCCACACCCGGCCGUCUGCUGGACCACCUCCAGAACACGGCUGGGUUCAUGUACAAGAACCUGCAGUGUCUGAUCAUCGACGAGGCCGACCGAAUCCUAGAGGUGGGCUUCGAGGAGGAACUGAAGCAGAUCAUCAAGCUGCUGCCAAAGAAGAGACAGACCAUGCUGUUUUCAGCCACUCAGACCCGUAAGGUGGAGGACUUGGCUCGCAUCUCCCUGAAGAAGGAGCCCCUCUACGUCGGCGUGGACGACAACAAGGACAACGCCACUGUUGACGGCCUGGAGCAGGGUUACGUGGUGUGUCCGUCGGAGAAGCGCUUCCUGCUGCUCUUCACCUUCCUGAAGAAAAACCGCAAGAAGAAGCUCAUGGUCUUCUUCUCCUCCUGUAUGUCUGUGAAGUUCCACUACGAGCUACUCAACUACAUCGACCUGCCCGUCAUGGCCAUCCAUGGCAAACAGAAGCAGACCAAACGUACCACCACCUUUUUCCAGUUCUGCAACGCCGACUCGGGCAUCCUGCUGUGUACUGACGUGGCAGCCCGAGGCCUGGACAUCCCCGAGGUGGACUGGAUCGUCCAGUACGACCCCACAGAUGACCCCAAGGAGUACAUCCACAGGGUGGGCAGGACCGCCAGAGGCAUCAACGGCAGAGGACACGCGCUGCUCAUCCUCCGGCCAGAGGAGCUCGGCUUCCUGCGCUUCCUGAAACAGGCCAAGGUCCCAUUGAGCGAGUUUGACUUUUCUUGGAGUAAAAUCUCUGAUAUCCAGUCCCAGAUGGAGAAGCUGAUUGAGAAGAACUACUAUCUCCACAAGUCAGCCCAAGAAGCCUACAAGUCCUAUGUGAGGGCGUACGACUCCCACUCGCUCAAACAGAUCUACAGCGUCAACACCCUGAACCUCCCCAUGGUGGCCCAGUCGUUUGGCUUCAAAGUUCCUCCAUUCGUCGACCUCAACGUUCACAGCAGUAAAGGGGGGAAGAUACAGAAGCGAGGCGGGGGAGGUGGAUUUGGUUACCAGAAGUCCAAUACCGCCCACAAAGCCAAAAUCUUCAAGCACGUCAGCAAAGGAAAGGGCGACCGGAGGCAGUUCUCACGCUGAACCCCCUUCAAGUGAACCCCCUCCUGGACUGAUUCCUCUCCUGUGUAUUUGAAGAACUGCCCUUUUUAUUACAUGAACUUCCUGCUUUGAACAGAGUCAGGGACACGUGUCCCUGGCAUCAUGUAGGCCCAGCUGUCCCAUCAGACGUGGGAGAGUAUUUUGUAAAAGUAGAGACUCAUUGUGGAUGUUGUGUGUUGGAGAGGCCGCUGCAUUCCUCCUGUGUUCCACUGUGGACUCACUUUUCUAACAUUAUUUCAUGUCACCUACCUGGAAUAUUAAAUCUAUUGACUUUCA
Molecule: messenger RNA, 2345 nt
Organism: Anoplopoma fimbria (sablefish)
Lineage: Eukaryota; Metazoa; Chordata; Actinopteri; Perciformes; Anoplopomatidae
Gene: ddx18
Product: DEAD (Asp-Glu-Ala-Asp) box polypeptide 18
Exons: 14
Coding region: 66-2051 (661 amino acids)
Biological process (GO): maturation of LSU-rRNA from tricistronic rRNA transcript (SSU-rRNA, 5.8S rRNA, LSU-rRNA)
Cellular component (GO): nucleolus
Molecular function (GO): ATP binding; RNA helicase activity; nucleic acid binding
Source: RefSeq, a predicted model, not a curated record